Molecule: messenger RNA, 939 nt
Organism: Myxozyma melibiosi
Lineage: Eukaryota; Fungi; Ascomycota; Lipomycetes; Lipomycetales; Lipomycetaceae
Product: uracil-DNA glycosylase-like protein
Exons: 3
Coding region: 1-939 (312 amino acids)
Biological process (GO): base-excision repair, AP site formation via deaminated base removal; base-excision repair
Cellular component (GO): mitochondrion; nucleus
Molecular function (GO): uracil DNA N-glycosylase activity
Source: RefSeq, a predicted model, not a curated record
AUGUCUACGGUCGCUAAGCGGAAGGGUGCGGAGUUGUCGUCGGGCGAGGCGAAGAAGACUCGGCCGUUGACGGCUUUUUUUAAGCCUGCGACGGCUAAAGCUGAGGUUUCCUUCUCUUCCUCUUCUACCUCCUCAUCUUCUACCUCCUCUACCCCACCCUCUACACCCUCCACUACUCCUACACCCUUCGACAGAGAAAAAUGGAGUGCCAGUCUCACUCCCGAACAGCGCGACCUGCUAGACCUCGAAAUCAACACAAUGCACCCCUCCUGGCUCGCCGCCCUCCACAAAGAACUCACGCAGCCCUACUUCCUCUCCCUCAAGAAAUUCCUCCUCUCCGAAGACACUUCCCACCAAAAAAUCCUCCCACCCGCGCGCGACGUGUACGCCUGGUCGCGCCUCACGCCGCUGGACGCGGUCAAAGUCGUCGUCCUCGGUCAGGACCCAUACCACAACUUCAACCAAGCCCACGGUCUCGCAUUCUCCGUGCUCGCGCCGACGCCGCCGCCCCCCUCGCUGCGCAAUAUCUACAAGUGCCUCGCGAUCGACUACCCGGAGUUUAAACCCCCUGGCGGGGGCAAGGCCGGCGACCUCACUAAAUGGGCCGAGCGGGGGGUGUUGUUGCUAAACACUUGCUUGACCGUCAGGGCGCAUAACGCGAAUAGCCACGCGGGGAAGGGGUGGGAGAGGUUUACCGAGAAAGUGAUCUCCGUCGUUGCCGAGCAGAGGUCGCGCGGCAUCGUGUUUCUGGCGUGGGGCAAUCCUGCCGCGAAGCGCGUCGAGCGCAUCAACACAAAAACGCACUGUGUGCUCAAAUCAGUGCAUCCGAGUCCGCUGUCGGCGUCGCGCGGGUUCUUUGACUGCGCACACUUCAAAAAGACAAACGAGUGGCUCAGCGAUCAUUACGGCGAGGACUCUGUCAUUGACUGGAAUCUGUAG